AUGGAUUCAGCGUUUGCCAGAGCUAGAUCGAGAUCCAUGCGUUUCACAGUCUCACUCGUAUACAUAUUCUUGUCUUCCAUCACACUUACCACCUUCGCAUCCAUCCACAUCUACGAUCAUGAACCUUUCCAAGAAGUCGGCAAUGCCUACCUCCUCGCCGGUGGCAGCGAAGGCAUCGUCGCUGCAUUCGCCACCGCUUCCCAAGGCAGUUCCAUCCUUGACGGCAAUUCUUACAUCCAAUUUGAGAACAUAACCUUUAGGAGACCCAAAGCUGCAGCCAAGGCACGUGGUUCUGUGCCAGUACACAUCAUAAUUUUUGAGUCUGCUGAUCGAAAUGAUAUUGGUGGUUCUGCUUAUGGUGGACAACGGGCAAUCUGUUGCACUCCUGAUUUAGCUAAGAUGGGAGUUUGUAAGCAAGGAGAGAUUAUUAGGAGACCUUCUGCAACAGACAUUAAUUGGCCAGUUGUUUUAGACGUACAAUUUAAAGGCAAAUCCGUAAUUUCAAGUCUAGUUUCUCAAAAAGUUUCCAUCAAAAAGACUGGAAUGUAUAAUUUGUUUUUUGUAGCUUGUGACCCCAAGCUCAAGGACAUGGUAAUGAGUGGGAAGACAAUAUGGAAAAACCCUGAUGGGUAUUUACCUGGUAGGAUGGCCCCAUUAAAGAAGUUCUAUGUAUUUAUGGCACUGGCUUAUAUCGGUCUUAGCAUCGUUUGGUUUUUUCAGUAUGUGAGAUUUUGGGAUGAUGUACUUCAGCUUCAGCACUGUAUCACAGCUGUCAUUGCUCUUGGAUUGUUUGAGAUGAUUCUCUGGUAUUUUGAGUAUGUCAAUUUCAACAAUAGUGGAAUGAGGCCUAUUGUGCUCACAACGUGGGUUGUCACUGUUGGGGCUAUAAGAAAAACAAUAUCACGGCUUCUCAUUCUCUCUGUUUCAAUGGGUUAUGGUGUUGUGCGACCCACUCUUGGUGGUCUUACGUCAAAGGUUCUUUUACUUGGAAUAACUUACUUUCUAGCGUCAGAAUUGUUGAAUAUUACUGAAUAUGUGGGGACCAUCAAUGAUGUAUCAGGAAGGGCAAGGCUCCUUCUUGUUCUUCCUGAUGCUUUCUUAGAUGCAUUUUUGAUAUUAUGGAUUUUUACAUCACUUUCAAGAACACUGGAGCAGUUACAGGCAAAACGAAGUUCUGUCAAGUUGGAUAUAUAUAGGAAAUUCUCAAAUGCAUUAGCAGUAACAGUGAUCUCCUCAGUUGCUUGGAUAGGUUAUGAGGUAUACUUUAAAGCUACAGAUCCUUUCAAUGAGCGGUGGCAGAGUGCUUGGAUCAUCACUACAUUCUGGGACGUUAUAGCAUUUGCAUUACUCUGUGUUAUAUGCUAUCUCUGGGCCCCAUCCCUAAGUUCACAAAGGUAUGCUUAUUCGGAGAAAGUGGGAGAAGAUUCGGAUGACGAAGAAGCUCAGUCUCUCACUAAGGAAAAACAGGAAGGUCAAGGGGAAUUAAGUUUAGCUCGGCAAGAGAAGAAUGUACGAACUGAUGGAUCCUUUGAUCAAGAUGACGAGUCAGAAGAGGAGGAUAAAAGGGAAUGA
Sphenostylis stenocarpa is the source of this 1572-nucleotide messenger RNA. Lineage: Eukaryota; Viridiplantae; Streptophyta; Magnoliopsida; Fabales; Fabaceae. The record is from the annotation of a GenBank genome assembly.